GUACAAUUAAUAGAAUCACGUGGUUUUAAAGCGGAAACGCACUUGGUAACAACCGGCGAUGGCUAUAUAUUGACUAUAUUUCGUAUAGUAAACCCGUAUAAUAACAAGUUAGACAAUAAGCCAGUAAUUAUAUGGCACGGCCUAACUUACAACUCAGACUCCUGGCUCAUGUCAACACCCGGCCAAUUGAAUGUCAACGGGCUUUUAGUGACUCGGAAUCUGGCGUUUACGCUGUCCGCCUGUGGCCACGAUGUAUGGCUGCCCAACUUUAGAGGCACCGGCUAUUCAACCGGCCAUCAGCUCUUGGAUUCAGUGUUCAAUCGCACGUACUGGGAGUACACGUUCACAGAAUUAGGCUUAUAUGAUGUACGGGCAGUAGUCGAGUACGUGCUCCGGGUCACCAAUAAAAACUCUGUGGGCUAUAUCGGGCACUCAUUGGGAUCGACGGCAAUGUUUAUACUGUUAUCUCUGGCGCCGGACUUUGAGCGCUACGUCCGGCCAUUUGUAGCGCUGGCGCCGUUUGCCUUCAUGUCACACAUGACCAGCACUUUACGUCUAAUCGCACCGUUAGAGCCAAUGCUGAGAAAAUAUGCAUUACCGCUGGGUAUACCGGUGCCAAUCGCCCAGUUUAUAGGCGUCUGUCUGUGCGGUAACCAAUACUUUCAACAAUUAUGCGCCGAUAUAUUUUUCUAUACGACCAGUGGUCGCGAUCCCAGCAAUUUAAACAUUACUCGGAUACCGAUUUAUAUAAGUCACAACGGAGCAACAUUUAGCACGUGGGUGUACGCCCAUAUGGCACAGUUAAUACAGGCCGGUGGCUUUAGACUGUUUGACCAUGGUGUUGCCGGCAACCUGCAGAGGUAUGGCCAGUCCCGGCCACCGGACUAUCCAUUAUCGAGCAUUAGGUCCACAAAUAUAGCCAUAUUUUAUGGCAACAAUGAUUUGAUAGCAAACAUUACUGAUGUCAGGACUCUUAUCAGUAAACUUAAGGUUCCGCUUUUGGACAAUUACGAAGUGCCCUAUGACCGCUGGUCUCAUGAUGAUUUUAAUCUUGUAACUAAUGUCAUCCACGGGUCAUACAUCGACCUACCGGUGCCUGAAUCUAACCAGUGUUGGUCACUAAACACGACCAAAUGGGAAGUGGAAGUGUGUCGCAGGGAUGCCAUAUUCGCGUGGGAUGUGUACCUGCAUAUAGACCCGGACGACGAUACAGUCAAACCCUAUUGUUGCGCUCAUUACGAGUAUUUUGAUUGCGUUAAAAAAGUGGGUCGAAUGCAGUGCAAGAAUCAGACAGAAACCGAUGAGAUUACCAAGGUGGCCGAUACUAACCAAGAUCAAAUGGGCGAGAAAUGGUGCCAGGACAAAUAUAGCCAUGGUUCGUGGAAGUGCGAGAUGCCUGUUUGGGGCACUGUAUUGUGUUUUGCUGGCUUUCUGCUCGGUAUGGGUCUAUUGGCUUAUGUGUUGUUUGGUGUGUUUAAGUUGCAGGCCAUAUGUGCGGCGCCGGCACUGAUCACCGGCAGUCCCUUCAGUGACCCACACUUUAAGGACAGCCGGUCAGUAAUAGUACACCUCAUGGAGUGGACGUACGACGAGAUAAGCAAAGAAUGUGAAUUAUUUCUGGGCCCUUAUGGGUACGGAGGGGUACAAGUGUCGCCCGUAACCGAAGUGGCAGUCCUACCACGUAGGCCGUGGUGGGAACGCUACCAACCCGUCACAUACGAAAUCAAUGGUCGCUCGGGUGACGAGAAAGCGUUCGCCGCUAUGGUUGACACAUGUAAUAAAGUCGGGGUUAGGAUCUAUGUUGAUGUGGUGCUCAACCAUAUGACUAUGGCUGAGCAAGGGGUAGGCACAGCUGGUCACACCUACAACGGCAACGAGUUCAAUUAUGAUGGGGUGCCGUACACUCACCUGGACUUCCAUCAACACCCGGCCUGUCCCACACCUGGUGACAAUCUGAACAUACGGGACGACAAAUACGACGACCCGAUUGAGGCCCGCAAUUGCCAGUUGGGAGGACUCCGGGACUUAGAUCAGAGUAGGGAUUGGGUGCGCCAAAAACAGGCACAAUUACUCAACAAACUGACCUCGCUCGGUGUGGCCGGUUUUCGAUUGGACGCGGCUAAAGAAAUGUGGCCAUGUGAUUUGCAAAAUAUUACCACCCGUUUGACCGCGUUGAACGCAAAAUACUUCCCUGCGGGCAGUCGACCGUUCAUUUACAACGAGUUCAUAUCGGGUGUGAAAGUUAAGGCUACAGAGUAUACACCGUUGGGUCGGGUGAUCGAGUUCAAAAACUACGACAAUUUGGCCAGGGUGUUUCGCAAGUUGGACGGUAAAAUGCUGAGCUUUUUGCGUAACUACGGCGCCGGACCCCAGGGCUGGGAUAUGUUGCCAUCGGACGACUCGUUGGUGUUUGUGGACAACCACGACGUCCAACGCGGACACAUCGGCGACAUCACUGUUACGCUCACCUAUUUUGACGCCCGGCUACUGAAAAUGGCCACCGCUUUUAUGCUUGCCUGGCCUUAUGCCGUGCCUCGCAUUAUGAGUAGUUACUACUGGCCCAGGAAUGUACAGAAAGUGGAUAAUCAAUACAAAGACUUAAAUGAUUGGAUGGGUCCGCCACACGACUCACAGGACCGGAUAGUCGGCGUUCAACGUAUGCCAGACCUGAGCUGUGAUCCCAAAGUGUGGAUCUGUGAGCACAGGUGGCGUCAGAUCUAUAAUAUGGUUAAGUUUAGAAAUAUGGCCGGUUUUGAACCGGUGUCCAACUGGUGGGAGAAUAAGUACCACUCGAUUGCCUUCAGUCGCGGCAACAAAGCCUUCAUAGCCCUCAACAAUGACGACCACCCCAUCGAUCAACAGCUCAACACUGGACUCCCGGCCGGCACUUACUGUGAUGUCAUAUCAGGCAAUAUUGUUGUAGGGCUUGUAAUAGCCAUAUGUGCGGCGCCGGCACUGAUCACUGGCAGUCCCUUCAGUGACCCCCACUUUAAGGACAACCGAUCAGUAAUAGUACACCUCAUGGAGUGGACGUACGCAGAGGUGGCCAAAGAGUGUGAGCUAUUUCUGGGCCCCUAUGGCUUUGGUGGAGUACAACUAUCACCGGUAACUGAGGUGGCAGUGCUAGACCGUAGGCCGUGGUGGGAACGCUACCAACCCGUCACUUAUGAGAUCAAUGGCCGGUCGGGCGACGAGAAGGCUUUCUCCGAUAUGGUUGACAGAUGUAAUAAAGUCGGGGUUAGGAUCUAUGUUGAUGUGGUGCUCAACCAUAUGACUAUGGCUGAAGAGGGUAAGGGCACAGCCGGUCACACCUACAACGGCAAAGAAUUCAAGUAUGAUGGGGUGCCGUACAGUUACCUAGACUUUCAUCAACACCCGGCCUGUCCCACACCGGGUGACAAUCUGGACAUUCGUAAUGAUAAGUACGACGACCCGAUUGAGGCCCGCAAUUGCCAGUUGGGAGGACUCCGGGACUUGGAUCAGGGCAAAGAGUGGGUGCGACAGAAACAGGUAGAUUUCCUGAACAAAAUGAUUGCACAUGGUGUCGCCGGUUUCCGGUCCGACGCCAGUAAACACCAAUGGCCUCAAGACCUGCAGAAUAUCACCGCCCGCUUGACUAACUUGAACACCAAGUAUUUCCCGUCCGGCGCCCGACCCAUGCUCUACCACGAGUAUAUAUCAGGCGAGAAAAUUAAGGCCACAGAGUAUACGCCGUUGGGUCGGGUGAUCGAGUUUAAAAACUACGACAAUUUGGCCAGGGUGUUUCGCAAGUUGGGCGACAAACGACUGAGCUAUUUGCGUAACUACGGCGCCGGACCCCAGGGUUGGGGUAUGCUUCCCAGCGAUGAUUCCCUGGUUAUGGUCGACAGCCAUGAUCUACAACGCGGACACACCGGCGAUAUCACUGUUACACUCACUUACUUUGACGCCCGGCUAUUGAAAAUGGCCACCGCUUUCAUGCUUGCCUGGCCUUACUCUAUACCUCGAGUUAUGAGCAGUUAUUACUGGCCCCGAAAUGUACAGAAAGUGAGCGAUCAGUACAAAGACCUCAACGACUGGAUGGGUCCGCCACAUGACGCUCACGACAACAUCGUUGCCGUCGAUCGUAAGCCAGACCUGAGCUGUGAUCCCAAAGUGUGGAUCUGUGAGCACAGGUGGCGUCAGAUCUAUAAUAUGGUUAAAUUCAGAAACGUCGCCGGUUUUGAAUCGGUGUCCAACUGGUGGGAGAAUAAAUACAAUUCAAUUGCCUUCAGUCGCGGCAACAAAGCCUUCAUAGCCAUCAACAAUGACGACCACCCCAUCGAUCAACAGCUCAACACUGGACUCCCGGCCGGCACUUACUGUGAUGUCAUUUCAGGCAAUAUUGUUGGGGGCAAAUGUGAGGGCAAACAAGUAGUGGUGGGAACGGGAGGAAUGGCACACAUAGUGGUGGACAACAAAUGGGAAGACCCGAUGAUUGCCAUACAUAUUAACGCUAAACUUUAAAACUUUGUAAUACAUGUCUGUUAUUAAUUAUACUACCUG
Molecule: messenger RNA, 4524 nt
Organism: Medioppia subpectinata
Lineage: Eukaryota; Metazoa; Arthropoda; Arachnida; Sarcoptiformes; Oppiidae
Source: the annotation of a GenBank genome assembly